AUGUCUGUCACGGACAUAGUAUCUGUCUUUGCAGAGGGCACUUUCGAGGAACAGGUGCAAGAGUUAGUGAAUUACAUUGGACGAGGCCGUUCGGACGAAGAUCGGGCAACACUUAUUCACCCAUUCCAAGAUGCACUAAGGACGUCUGAGAAUGAUAAGCCACUUGCAGAAGACGUGGAGAAACAGCAGAAGGUUCUAUCUAUGGUCGUAGUGCAAGUGAAGGGGCUAGGAGACGGCUCGGAGAAAGAGAUCGAGGGCUUCUUCAACCUCCUGUACUCGCAUCUCCUGACUGUAUAUCCCACUGAAUCGACGCAAACGAAGGAGGCUGUCUCGCAUCUACUUCAAGUCAUCUCCUUGUCUUCCGCAGAGUCCUCAAUAAAAUAUCGAAUACUGUCCAAUCUCUUCAACGCGCUCCCUCGGCGUUCUCCACUGCGCCUCCCUGUCUACAGAACUCUCCUAGAUAUCGCCAGCACCAAUGAUGAGCUCGAGGUGCUCCAAAUUUCACGGGCCGAUGUUGAGAAAUGGAUGCAGGAAUGGGACGUGACACCGGAGGAGAAGAGUCAAUUCCUGAAAAGCAUUUCCGAUGCAUUCUCAAAAUCUGGCCAGCCAGAGACCGCCUACCUGUUCACCCUCUCCUAUGUACGCUCUUUACCGUCGUCCUCUCCAGAAGCCCAGGCGGCCGCACUCGAAGCCAUCGCUGCUGCUCUCCGUCUACCAAUAUACAACUUCGACCCCCUUUUCAAACUGGAUGCUGUCGUUGCGUCCAAAGAACACGAAUUGUUCUCCCUUCUCCAAGUUUUCUUGAACGGCGGAUUGUCCGAGUAUCAGUCUUGGGAGCAAAGUCAUCCGGAUGCUUUUGAAAGAUACAACCUCGACAGAGAGCAGCUCGGGAGGAAAAUCAGGUUACUGACGUUAGCCUCCCUUGGCUUUGAUAAUCUCGGAAAAGAUCUGCCUUAUACCAAAGUUGCCGAAGUGCUGCAAGUGGACCCCUCACAAGUGGAGAAGUGGGUGAUCGACGUUAUCCGUGCUGGUCUGCUCUCCGGUAAAUUGUCUCAGACGUCGCAAACAUUACACAUCACGCGAUCAACAGCCCGCACAUUUGAGCGGGAGCAAUGGCAGCUGCUGGAACAGCGGCUGGUCGCAUGGAAGGCUGGGUUGGCAAGCGUCCUGGAAGUUGUUGCCACUGCUCAGAAAAAGAAUGCUGCCGACUCGGCGCCC
Molecule: messenger RNA, 1218 nt
Organism: Gloeophyllum trabeum ATCC 11539
Lineage: Eukaryota; Fungi; Basidiomycota; Agaricomycetes; Gloeophyllales; Gloeophyllaceae
Exons: 7
Biological process (GO): cytoplasmic translational initiation
Cellular component (GO): cytoplasm; eukaryotic translation initiation factor 3 complex
Molecular function (GO): translation initiation factor activity
Source: RefSeq, a predicted model, not a curated record